GCCCUCCCUCAUCUUGAUCUAAAGCAGCUGUCGGCGCUGAUCCCCCUCGCAGAAGGAAGGCGAAGCAAAGCGGGAGGAGUUUGGGGGAAGAAACUUUCUCCUCGGAGGCGAUGGAGGCUUUCCACGCGGGGAAACUGGAGAAGCCUCGCUACCAUCCCCAUUAUGGGGUGAAGAAGAGCCCGCACGGGGCUGCUUUCAACUCGUGGAACGACUACUUGGGGCUGGCGACGCUGAUCCAGAGGCCGGAGAAGGGCUUCAGGAAGGAGGAGGAGGAGGAGGACUUGGAGGAGGAGGAGGAAGAAGAAGAGGAGGAAGAGGAAGAGUUGGAGGAGGAAGAGCUGGAGGAGGAAAGCGGGGAGGAGUACUUCGGCGCCGCGCUGGAUUUGCGCCACUUGUGCAGCCGCUUGGAGCAGCGCUUCGCCGGCUUGAGCCCCUUCUCGGCACCGCCGGGGGUUUUCCAUUGCGGGGACGCCUUGGAAGCCCGCGAGCGCUUCCUCCACGCGCCGCCCUCCGCUUCUCUCGCUGCUGCUGCUGCUGCGCCGCCGCCGCCUCCUCCUCCGCUGCUGCUGCCUUCCUCUUGCUCGUCCCGCGGUGGUCCUAGCGCCCGCCUGCUCAAGCCCAGCUCCUUACAGGUUUGUGUUUUCUGCCGGAACAACAAGGAAGCCGUGGCGCUCUACACCACGCACAUCCUGAAAGGGCCCGACGGACGCGUCCUGUGCCCGGUGCUGCGGCGCUACACCUGCCCUCUCUGCGGCGCCAGCGGAGACAACGCGCACACCAUCAAGUAUUGCCCGCUGUCCAAAAUGCACGGGAAGGGGCCCCCGCCCCCGCUCAAAAGCGCCCGGCAUCUCCUGGGCAAGAGGAUCCGCUAGUUUGAAACAUCCACGGGGGGAAAGCGGCGCGCCCUCCGCCUCGGGGUUGUUGCGCGCGGGCGGCCCCUACUGGCCGGCAUUAGAACGACAUUCCUUGAUUUGCCACCAUCCUCCCAUAGAAAGAAAGUAACAUUGGGUGUUUCAAUGGAGCGUACUGCUGCCUUGGGGUUGUUGCGCACGGGCGGCCCCUACUGGCCAGGAAUUAGAAUGACACUCCUUUAGCGCGAAGACUCUCCCAUAGAGACUGAUAGAAAAAAUAUAUUGGAUGUUAUGGAGCGCACUGCCGCCUUGGGAUUGUUGCGGGCGGGAGGCCCCUACUGGCCGAAACAAGAAUGACACUCCUUUUUUGCCACCAUCCUCCCAUAGAGGCUGAUCGAAAGAAAAAACCUUGGGUGUUUGAAUGGAGCGCACUGCUGCCUCGGGGUUUUUGCGCACAGGCGGCCCCUACUGGCCGGCAUAAGAACGACACUUUUAUGCCACGAUCCUCCUGUAGAGGCUAAUAGCAAAAAAAUAUAUUGGAUGUUGAAUGGAGCGUACUGGCGGCUUGGGGUUGUUGCGCGCGGGCGGCCCCUACUGGCCUGAAUUAGAAUGACUAUUUGCCAUCAUCCUCCCAUACAGACAGAUAGAAAGAAAAAAAAAUUGGAUGUUGAAUGGAGCUCACUGCUGCCUCGGGGUUGUUGCGCGCGGGCGGCCCCUCCUGGCCGGAAUUAGAAUGACACCCUGUAGCGAAAGACUCUCCCAUUGGCUGAUAGAGGAAAAACCAUCAGAUUUUGAAUGGAGUGCACUGCUGCCCUGGGGUUGUUGCGCUCGGGCGACCUCUACUGGCUGGAAUUAGAAUGACAGGCUUCUUUAGUGCAAAGAUUCUCCCAUAAAGGCUGAUGGCGGGAAAAAACAUUGGAUUUUGAAUGGAGCGCAUUGCUGCCUUGGGGCUGUUGCGUGUGGGUGGCCCCUACUGGCCAGGAAUUAGAUUGACCCACUCCUUUAGUGCGAAGACCCUUCCAUAGGCUGAUAGGAGGAAUGACCCACUCCUUUAGCGCGAAGAUUCUUCCAUAGGCCGAUAGGAGGAAAAAAAUCCAUCAGAUUUUGAAUGGAAUGCCCAGCCGUCUUGGCGUUAUUGUGCGCAAGGUCCCCUACUGGCCAGGAAUAAGAAUGGCACUACUUUAAUGCGAAGACCCUGAUAGGAGGCAAAAAAUUGGAUGUUGAAUGGAGCACACCGCUAUCUUGGAGUUGUUUCACAUGGGCGACCCCUAGAGGCAGAAAGGAGAAAGACAACUUUGUAUUUAUGUUUCAUUCGCACUCUAGAGGUGGAUGGCAUUUUUGGAUGGCGCAUCCUCUUCGCUCGCACAGCCACCUUGGGGUAAUUGCGCGCCACCCCAACUCCUGCUGGCCGAAAUAAGAAUGACACCCGCCCUUAGCACGAAGACCCUCAUAGAGGCGGAUAGACAAAACACAUUGGAUUUUGAAUAGCGCGCCCUCUGCUCGCACUGCGACUUUGGGGGAGUUUGCCCGUGGGCGGCCUCUACAGGCAGAAGGAAAAACGACACUCCCCUUGGUUUUUUUAAUACUAUUUUUCGCGCCACUGCCCCCUAGAGGCGGAAGGAAAAGAGACAUUCCCUUUGAUUUUUUUUUUGUGAUUUUGUGUGUUCAAAUGUCCCAUAGAGGCAGAACGAAGACAAUUUUUUAACAAAAUUAAUAAUAAUGGUCUUUAAUCCAUUGAUGUUUCCUCUUAAUAUAUUUAAACGCGAGGAUGGUAGAAUGUACAGCGAGAAAAUGUUCCUGAUUUCUGUCUCAAAUAAACUCCCCCUGGGUAUAGUUUCUAGUUUGUAUACAGUAGUAGCCAGGGAGCCUUGAAUUAACUCAAUUUUGAGAAUGAUAACCGUUGCCCAUUUACAGGUACUGUAUUUGUUUAUUGUAAAACAUAAGCUAAUUUUUAAUAAAUGGGUUUGAGCUUCUAUAGGAGUACGCUCCCACGGAUGUAGCUUUCUUUAAUAUGAGAGCUUGGCUGGAGAAAAAGAGCAUUCUUAUUUUAUUAUAUACCGUAUAUAUAUGUAAAAUAACUUUUAAGUCAGAAAAAAGCCACACAACAUAAACUUUGGCUUGUUGAUGUGUACAUGAUCUACAUGGAAAAUGAUUAUUUUUUAGGUGUGUUUUAAAUGAGGGGAGGUAGGGGUGUCCUACUCUUAAGGCAAGAUUUUUGGGGGGAAAGCACUGUGUUGGACUGGCCUUUGUUUUUAUUGAUGUCUUUUACUGUCUCUUAAGCAAUAUUUGGUUACAAAUGUUGGAAUGGGAGGUUAUGAUGCCUGUUUGGAGAAUUAUCUUUCUCCCUGAAAGGAAUCGCUGUUUUGUUGAAGGCUUUCAUGGCCGGAAUCACUGGGUUGCUGUGAGGUUUCCAGGCUAUAUGGCCAUGUUCCAGAAGCAUUCUCUCCUGGUGUUUCACCCACAUCUAUGGCAUAGAUGCCUGCUAUAGAUAUGGGCGAAACUUCAGGAGAGAAUGCUUCUGGAACAUGGCCAUACAGCCUGGAAAAUUCACAACAACCCAGAAUCACUGUUUGUCCUCCCUUAUGUUUGGAUUUUCUUUUAAGUGCGUGUUUGAUUUGCCUUUGUUUUUGCUGUUCCAACAAACAGUGUGCAUUGCCUUUUCUCACCCACUCAUCCCUACUCCUGCUCUCUUACUUUAAAUUUCAAUUAUCCUCCUGUAGCCCAGCCAAGAUGAGUUGGUUGAUUUUAUACAGUGGAAGUAAAAGUGUUACAAAGA
This is a messenger RNA of Anolis sagrei ordinatus, 3627 nucleotides long. RefSeq names its product nanos C2HC-type zinc finger 1 (gene NANOS1). Gene Ontology annotation, cellular component: perinuclear region of cytoplasm. Gene Ontology annotation, biological process: oogenesis; negative regulation of translation. Gene Ontology annotation, molecular function: mRNA binding; zinc ion binding. The record is from RefSeq and is a predicted model, not a curated record. Lineage: Eukaryota; Metazoa; Chordata; Lepidosauria; Squamata; Anolidae.